AUGCAAAAAUGGUUUCGUCUAAGAACGCUACACUCAACACGUCCUUCUUUAGCCACUAACCCACUUCUAUACAGCCUUAAUCACCGUCGUCCUUCCAAUGUUCAACUGCAGCGUGUGAUUGCAUUGAGAGAUCUUCAGGCACGAUCGUUUGCAUUUUCCGCUAUCCCUAGAUUCGUCUUACAUGCCAUGCGAAUUCCUGUUGCCGGCGUAACUGUUGGAGUUGGUGGUUUAACUUAUGUCAAUUAUAAACUAAAUGAUAUGGCAACUAAGAGUUCUGAUUUAUUGUCAUCUAUUUCUAAUGGAUUUAAAUCUGCUUUUGGAACUGUUACAGAUGGAUUGUCAAAAUUUGAUAUCGAAUUACAAAAUCCGAUAAACCUAGAUUUAUAA
This is a messenger RNA of Dentiscutata heterogama, 387 nucleotides long. NCBI's taxonomy places the organism in Eukaryota, Fungi, Glomeromycota, Glomeromycetes, Diversisporales, Gigasporaceae. The record is from the annotation of a GenBank genome assembly.